AUGGCUGCCUCUUCUGUUCCCAUCAUCCUCCUGCUCCUCCUCUCGGUUUCCGUGGAAAUGAGGCCUUCUCCUUAUAAAGAUGACAGACAGGUGUCCAGGUCUCUCUUCGGCUCCCGCCUCACCUCUCUCAUGGAGGCCACGCCCACCCCUGAUGACAUCACAGAGGGCUCUGCUUCCCCACCAACCCGCUCUCAUUCCAAGGGGCUGAUUCUCAGUCACCAAGGUAACGGCAGCGGGUUGGCCCGCAGACAGGAAGUGCUCCAUCAGUUCUUCCUGGACUUCCUGCGGCAGCAGGUGAAGACGAGGAGGUGGAGCCGUAAGUCCAUGGUGGGAGGAAGAGGAUGCUUCGGGAUGAAGCUGGACCGCAUCGGCUCCAUCAGCGGCCUGGGCUGCUAGAUACCUAGAUGGUUACCACGGUUACAGUACCGGACUGAGGCUGUUUCUGCUUUCUAAUAUGAUCUGAAGAGGACCUGCAUGACCUCUGACCUCUAAGACCUCCAGGUCCACCAGGUGGAGACUUCAUGUUGGAUGUUACUAACCCAGACGCAGACAGAUGUUGUAGUGAUGAAGACUGUGGUGGUCACC
This is a messenger RNA of Cyprinodon variegatus (sheepshead minnow), 585 nucleotides long. RefSeq names its product C-type natriuretic peptide 2-like (gene nppcl2). Gene Ontology annotation, cellular component: extracellular region. The transcript is spliced from 2 exons. Gene Ontology annotation, biological process: receptor guanylyl cyclase signaling pathway; cGMP biosynthetic process. The record is from RefSeq and is a predicted model, not a curated record. Gene Ontology annotation, molecular function: hormone receptor binding; hormone activity. NCBI's taxonomy places the organism in Eukaryota, Metazoa, Chordata, Actinopteri, Cyprinodontiformes, Cyprinodontidae. Bases 1 to 396 code for a protein of 131 amino acids.